Messenger RNA from Erigeron canadensis, 1440 nucleotides. RefSeq names its product purine permease 1-like. Lineage: Eukaryota; Viridiplantae; Streptophyta; Magnoliopsida; Asterales; Asteraceae. Bases 63 to 1142 code for a protein of 359 amino acids. Gene Ontology annotation, molecular function: purine nucleoside transmembrane transporter activity. The record is from RefSeq and is a predicted model, not a curated record. The transcript is spliced from 2 exons. Gene Ontology annotation, cellular component: membrane.
UAAUAUAAUUGUCUGUUUAUAACUUUUUAUAGAGAAUUUGAUCAUUUGAAAGAAAAAAAAAGAUGAACCCAAUAGCUACAAGCACUCAAUUAUCACAACCAAGAAAGGAUGACAACAUAAGCAAAACAAUGAAGAGAGCCAUGCUUGCUUUGAACGCCUUAAUGUUAGCCAUAGGCAACUGUGGCGGCCCGUUGGUUCAGCGCCUUUACUUUGUGAAAGGAGGUAAAAGAAUUUGGUUAUCAAGCUGCCUCCUAACAGGCGGUUGGCCGUUUAUGAUUGUCCCUAUAAUCGUUUCGUUCUUGUACCAAAAACGAAAAGGAAGACAAGUUAAGUUGUUCUCCUUGACUCCUUCUCUUUUCAUUCAUUGUGCUGUUCUUGGAGUUUUGACUGGCUUGGAUGAUUAUAUGGCUACCUAUGGCGUUUCUCGUCUACCUGUUUCUACAUCUGCUCUUAUAAUGUCUACCCAGUUGGUGUUUAAUGCCGGAUUCGCGUUUAUUUUAGUUAAACAAAAGUUAUCUGCUUUCACUGUCAAUUCUAUAUAUUUGUUGUCUCUUGGUGCUGUGAUUCUUGCUCUCCAUUCUAGUACAGACCGUCCUGACCAUGAAUCGAGUAUGAAGUAUUAUGAGGGGUUUUUCGUGACAUUAGGUGCAUCGGCUUUGUAUGGGUUUGUUCUUCCUUCAGUUGAGUUAACUUUCAAGAAAGCUAAGCAGCCCAUUACUUAUGCUUUGGUCAUGGAAAUGCAGCUUGUUAUGUCGUUCUUUGCAACUGCCUUUUGUGUUGUCGGAAUGCUGAUCAACCACGAUUUUAAGGCAAUUCUUCAAGAAGCAAAUGAAUUUGAGCUCGGGAAAACGACAUAUUACGUGGUUCUAGCUAUGACUGCACUUCUUUGGAAUUUCUUCUUCUUGGGAGUAAUUGGAGUCAUUUCUUGUGCCUCUUCAUUGUUGUCCGGAAUUAUAAUUGCUUCUUUGCUGCCUGUGACGGAAUCUUUAGCUGUUUUGUUCUUCCAUGACAAGUUCCAAGUCGAAAAAGGAAUAUCUCUAGCUUUAUCUCUUUGGGCCUUUGUUUCCUACUUUUACGGAGAGCUUCGAAACAUCAAGAAGGUAAAUCAUGACAAAGAGCUAGGAUCUUUACUACCACACUAGCUAAUUUGAUGAUGUAUAUAUAUGCAAAUAUAUAUAUAUAGCUCUAGAUGAUAUAUUAAUAACAAUAAUUUAGAGUUUGUUUGUAGCUAGCUCUAGCUAAUUUGCUUGAUGUCCAAAAAUCAGUCAUGCAAGUCACUUGACAAUGUUUAACAAUUCGAUCUAAUUCUGUUGAGAAAUUAGUAUUGUUGUACUCAACUUGUAAGGACUGUAGGGUGAUUAAUUACUACUGUUUUUUAAGAAGUAUUGUUAUAAUUUGUAAGAAUUUUAGCGCUUUUACUAAUAGACCUCUUGUAUUCAA